Messenger RNA from Dichomitus squalens LYAD-421 SS1, 1314 nucleotides. RefSeq names its product ATPase V1 complex subunit H. The record is from RefSeq and is a predicted model, not a curated record. Gene Ontology annotation, biological process: proton transmembrane transport. NCBI's taxonomy places the organism in Eukaryota, Fungi, Basidiomycota, Agaricomycetes, Polyporales, Polyporaceae. Gene Ontology annotation, cellular component: fungal-type vacuole membrane; vacuolar proton-transporting V-type ATPase, V1 domain. The coding region runs from base 1 to 1314 and encodes 437 amino acids. The transcript is spliced from 11 exons. Gene Ontology annotation, molecular function: proton-transporting ATPase activity, rotational mechanism.
AUGUCCAUCACACUUGUUUCCAACUCUUACCUUGACGAGAACUCAGCCAAGAUUCGCGCGAAGCCUGUACCCUGGGAGGGAUACCAACGCGCUGGACUCAUCACUCCCGACGAGCUCGCUCUUAUUAAGAAGGUUGACCGCCAGACCCGCCCUAAAAUCGAAUCUCUUCACGCCUCCGAUGGCCAGACAUACGCCCUACUCUACCUUCGUCUAUUGAAGAAGCUCCAGAGGAUAGACACGCAGUCUUGCAUACUCGUUCUGAUCGCGGACGCUCUUACUGACCACGAGGAACGGAUACCCUUGUUCACGACUGCCUCGCAAUCAGACCCAGAGUUACCGUACAGUCCAUUACUCCGCAUCUUGGAAUCACAAGAUGACUUUGUGCAGCUCAAGGCUACACAAAUCCUCACCGUCUUACUCAGCUCGGAGAAGUCACCCCUACAAGUGCAACAGCUCCAACCCUUCCUGAACACCCUCGCCCAGUUCGUUGCUAACAACAACUUGAACAAGAGAGAUGUUGCAGUUCAGUGUCUUGAGGCCGUCUUGCCCCGUCCUGAAGUCAGGAGAGCUGUCUGGGCCAACACUUCGCUUGUCGCUGGAUUGGCUGAUAUCUUGAAGCAUAACUCCACGCCGCAGAUGUCGUACCAAGUGGGAUUCUGCUUUUGGCUACUCACCUUCGAGCAGGAAGUAGCGGAACAGAUUCAGAAGCGGUUCGACAUAAUACCUCUCCUCGUCGAUGUCGCCCAAGGAGCAGCCAAAGAGAAGGUUAUCCGAGUAAUUGUCGCGACGUUCCGAAAUCUCGUCUCCAAAGCGCCGCAAGCAAACCUUCCCGCGAUGCUUGUGGCACAGCUGUUGCCGUUCGCGAAGAAUCUUUCCGGACGCAAGUGGACCGAUGAGGAUAUCGUCGAGGACAUCCAGUUCCUUCGCGAUGAGCUGAGCGCGCGAUUCGAUAGCCUUACGACGUACGACGAGUAUCGCUCUGAGCUGCUGUCGGGUCACCUCUCAUGGACCCCAGUACAUGAGUCCGACCUCUUCUGGAAGGAGAACGCGACAAAGCUGAACGACAAGGACUACGAGCUGCUGAAGAUUUUGAUCAGGCUCCUCAAGGAAUCCAACGACCCAACAGUGCUCGCCGUGGCGGCGCACGACGUUGGACAAUACGUCAAGCACUAUCAGCUUGGGAAGAAGGUGCUGACAGACUUGGGAGCGAAGACUCGUGUGAUGGAGCUGCUGUCGCACUCUGACCCUGAGGUCCGAUACCAAGCACUCAUUUCAGUGCAGCGACUCGUCAGCCACCCAUGGGCUGGUGUGUAA